GAUGCCUUGGCUCUGGUCAGACUGGAUGAUUUGUUUCUGGAAACUUUUGAAAUUGCUGAUGGUAAGAUACAUCCUUUUUAUUUUUAGAACCAAAACAGAACUGAUUUUUACAGGGUUCAUACAGGUCAUGGAAAAGCUGGAAGGUUAUGAAAUUUAUGAAUUUCAUUUUCCAGGCCUGGAACGUCAUGGAAUUUAUUAAUUGUCAGACCUGAAAAUUCAUGGAACAGGAAAAUCAAAGUUAUGUUUGGUAGAUAGUAAAGCAAGGACAGUGUAAGAUAGAAACAAGUCAUGAAACAGGGUGAAUGGCACAGAUUUUGAUGAACACAAGAAUUUUUUAAAGUGACGAUUAAACAUAAAGUCGUGAGGCUUAAAAGGCUCUUUCCCAUGCUUGCUACUAUAUUGUAAAUUCUUAUUCUUCCCCUACUGACCAAGUAAAGCACAGCAAAAAGGAAUCUGUGCAGUCUUUAACCUGAUCUGCAUUAAGGGGAAACCACGAAAGUUCAACCAGUGGUUUUAAAAGUUUUAAACCUACUGUUUGUGAAUUGUAAAUAAUUAUUCUGGCAGUUUCUUAACAUUCUAAAUUAUCACUUUAAACAUCAUGUUUCUUCUGUAUUUUUUCGACCGAAUGUUCAUUUUUGUCUCCAGAGCGUUUUAACGAGUUGCGACUCCUGUGCUCCUCUUUUAAUAUUAACCACGUCUUCUAUGUCUACGUCUUAGUGCUGGGUUUUACUCUGUUCAAAAAUACAAGGUGAUUUAAUAAGUAUUUUCUUUUGUUGUUUUCUACAGUUAAGCCACUGAAAGGAGAUCACCUCUCACGUGCCAUAGGGCGUAUUGCUGGAAAGGGAGGCAAGACAAAAUUUACCAUUGAAAAUGUAUCAAAGACCAGAAUCAUUCUUGCUGACUCGUGAGUUUUAACAAUUAAAGUUUUUUCUUACUAUUUAUUUUAGCAUUCAUAAGAUUUUUUAUUUCUUUUGUAAUUGCAAUACCGUAAAGUUCCGAAAGUAACUAACGACCCUCGAUACUUUCGGAUUUAGCACCCUUCUGCUAUCUUGCUACUUUCGGAUGGCUAAAAUGCGUACUCCACAUGGGCAAUUCAUAAGAUAAAAUCGAAAAAAAUGUGAAAGGAAUACUUUGUGAAAAAAGCUAUUGCAUAUCCUGUACUUUUGUUUAAGAGUUAUGAACAGUAAUGUCAAAUGAUCGCUAUUAACCCAUUCGCCCCUGAACCGCCCGUAACCGCCCGUGCGGAUCCACGUCCUUUCUACCCUUUGUGACGUCAUCAGUUUUAACGGUCAAGGACAACUUUGUCCGCUAACUUAUGCAGAGUGAAGAGAUCUUUCAAACCCUACCAGAAUGAGCACAAUUCAGUCAAGGACACCGGACAAAGAGGCAAAAAACCAUGUAACGUUGACCUGAAAAUCUCCAUGAAAAUCUUGUUCCAUUGCCCACCUACCUUUCCUUUCACCUAAUCCUAAGAUCCUAAAAGCUUUCCUGAAAACUAUUCCCACCAAAAUGAAGCCUACUAAAUGCCCAGCAAGAGAAAAAAAAAUGAGGCAAGAAAAGCGAAAAUAGAGGGGAGGAGAGAAAGCGAAAAUCUCGAAAUUUUGCUUUCUGCGCAUGCCUGAACUUCGCGAGCUGAUAUUUUGCAUCUGGAUCAGAAGGCCAUGAAGUGAACGACCUGUAAACCGGUUUGUGGUAAGUUUUUAGCUCUUUAUAGCACGACAGUGACCAGAAAACCACUCGACUAACUUCAAAACGCGUUUUUCGGCAAAAUCUCCAGGAGCGAAUGGGUUAAUAAGCCUCGGAUCAUUGUGGCAUUUGUUCAGGAUAUCUAUCAUAUCCUUUAUUUUUUUUGCAAAAAGGAAAAUUAGUUUUGAAGUCUGUACUUUCAGAGGGUCGUUAUUUUCGGGAAGAUCGCCACUUUGCUAACACCUGUGACAUUUUAUCAAUACUUUUGGAGGUUUUCUACUUUCGAGGGUCCGAUCCUUUCAUAAAUUUACGGUAAUCUCAUGGUUUGCUUAUCUCAAUUUUACAGAAAAAUCCAUAUCUUGGGAUCCUUUCAGAACAUCAAAAUUGCCAGAACAGCAAUUUGUAGCCUCAUUUUAGGUAUGUUGAUGUGUAAAUAUUGCUUUGUAAGUAUUUAGUGUUCGUCUUUUCACCCUGGGGAAUACUCUGACAGAAUGCGCCCAUUUUAUUAUACUUCAAAGAAGGACUUUUAUUAGAAGAACAAAUCGCUGCAUGGGAGUAAAAUAUCCUGGUUAGCCUGUGCUCAUAGUGUGAAUUGUUAUGUUUGUGUUACAGGAAGCCCACCGUCAAAAGUUUAUGGAAAUAUGAGAGCUGUGGCGAGUAGAACAGCAGAGAGAUUUUGA
Molecule: messenger RNA, 2366 nt
Organism: Porites evermanni
Lineage: Eukaryota; Metazoa; Cnidaria; Anthozoa; Scleractinia; Poritidae
Source: the annotation of a GenBank genome assembly